AAAAAAAAAUUUAGGGCGGGCACAACACGUACGCUUCUUCGUUCUUCCCCAGUUUAGACGUUUUUGUGAUCUGUCGUCACUCGUCGCCAAGUGUUUUUUUUUUGUUGUGUCGUCUUUAACUUCAAAUUAAAUUAAAAAAAAAAAGUCUUAAACAACAAACAAGGAAAAAGAAAAAGGAACUAGUCUUUUACAUAUAGAUUUGGUUGGUUUGUUUAAUGAAUCAGAGUUUGUUCCUUUUGGUCUCUCCAGAUCCCUAGGGUUUCCUUCUUCUUCUUCCUCGUGACUCUGUUUUGGAUUACUUAGGGUUUUUAAUAUUUCAGAAAAAAUGGGUGAUUGGGCUCAGCUUGCUCAGUCUGUGAUCAUAGGUCUGAUCUUCUCCUAUCUUUUAGCUAAGCUCAUCUCGAUCGUCGUCACGUUUAAAGAAGACAACCUCUCCCUUACUCGCCACCACGAUCCUGAACCGGGAUUGAAGAAUCUUAAACCGGAGGUUGACUCGCGCCGCAUCGAGUCUUCUACCGGUGAGGCUGACUCGCUCGUCGCGGAGCAGGGUAGCUCCAGAGGCGAUAGCGUCGCUGGUGACACCGAGGAUGAAGACGAUGAUUGGGAAGGCGUUGAGAGCACGGAACUCGACGAGGCUUUCAGCGCCGCUACUCUCUUUGUGACUACCGCCGCCUCGGAUCGGCUGUCGCAGAAGGUGCCUAGCGAGGUUCAGCAGCAGCUUUACGGAUUGUAUAAGAUCGCUACGGAAGGGCCUUGUACUGCUCCUCAGCCUUCUGCUCUCAAAAUCACUGCUCGUGCCAAGUGGCAAGCAUGGCAGAAACUGGGUGCUAUGCCUCCUGAAGAAGCGAUGGAGAAGUAUAUUGAGAUUGUCACUCAGCUCUACCCAACUUGGUUGGACGGUGGCGUGAAAGCCGGAAGUGCAAGUAAGGAUGAGGCAGUCUCCAACACAGGUGGAACCAUGGGGCCAGUUUUUAGCUCAUUGGUUUAUCAAGAGGAAUCCGAAAAUGAGUUGAAGAUUGAUGCCAUCCACGAAUUUGCUAGAGAAGGAGAAGUCGAGAAUUUGCUUAAAAGCAUUGAAAGCGGCAUUCCUGUAAAUGCAAAGGACAGUGAAGGUCGCACACCAUUGCACUGGGCUAUAGACCGUGGCCACUUCGAAAUUGCUAAGCUUCUGUUCGAUAAGAACGCUGAUGUGAAUGCUAAGGACAACGAAGGCCAAACUCCUUUGCAUUACGCUGUUGUCUGCGACAGAGAAGCCAUCGCCGAGUUCUUGGUGAAGCAGAAAGCUAACACAACCUCUAAAGAUGAUGACGGAAACACCCCGCUUGAUCUCUGUGAAUCAGACUGGCCCUGGCUCAGAGAGACUGCAAAUCAGACAGACUAAAACUAAAUACUAACCACAGAGAGAGAUGCCGCCUCUUCUCUACUUCCGCAAUGUAUAUGAUGAAGUCACUUAGUAAGAAGCUUUCCUUUAAACUUUGACUCUCAUCUCUACCAUAUCGUUUCCAACAGUAACUCACUUGGAUGUUUCAGAGUCUUGUCCUUAUAUUGCAACAAUCUUUUGUUCCCUCAGGUUUAUGAAACACAUAUCGUAACCGGUUUUUAUUGGUUUGCUAUAUAAAGAGAGGGUUUUUUUUUU
Brassica oleracea var. oleracea is the source of this 1636-nucleotide messenger RNA. Its product is annotated as acyl-CoA-binding domain-containing protein 2. The transcript has 6 exons. Gene Ontology annotation, molecular function: fatty-acyl-CoA binding; protein binding. The coding region runs from base 326 to 1381 and encodes 351 amino acids. Lineage: Eukaryota; Viridiplantae; Streptophyta; Magnoliopsida; Brassicales; Brassicaceae. The record is from RefSeq and is a predicted model, not a curated record.